GACCUACGAAGCUGACAGGUCGUCUCUACUUUUCCGGCACCCUACAAAUUGUGUGUCUUUUGCUCUUAAGUCAUGGAUAAUUCCUACUGGCGAAACAAGGUGGCUGUGGUGACGGGCGCCUCAGUGGGCAUUGGGGCAGCAACGGCUGUGCUGCUAGCCAAUUCCGGCAUGACUGUCGUUGGUCUCGCCCGGCGAGUGCAGCUCAUUGAGGCUCUCAAAGAUCAGGUGAAAGGCGAGGGAAAGAUCUUGGCCCAUGAGUGCGACCUGAACAAUGAGCAGCAGUUGAUGAGAGCCUUCACCUGGCUACGCGAGAAAUUCCACUGCAUUCAUGUCCUUGUCUGCAACGCUGGCAUCCUAAAGGCCAACUUUCUCACUGAGUCAUCGACCAAGGACAUAAAGGAGCUUUUCGACACGAAUGUGGUAGCCACAGCCAGCUGCCUACGGGAGGGUCUCAAGCUCAUGGCUGUGUCUAAUGCUCGGGGACAUAUUGUGGUCAUGAAUAGCGUCCUCGGGCAUCGCAUACCGGAAGUGCCGGUACCCUUAUUCAGCGUUUAUCCGGCCACGAAGCAUGCAAUUACGGCACUCUGCCAAACGGUGCGCCAGGAAAUACAUUUUCUCAAAUUAAAUAUUAAAUUAACGAGCAUCUGUCCCGGUAUGGUGGACACGGAUUUUCUCAGUGUUUACUCGCAGGCGGUGGCCGAGCUGCCCAAGCUGCAGCCCCUGGAUGUGGCCAAAGCCGUGCUGUAUGCACUCGAUACGCCCGAUGGAGUUCAGAUCGAGGACAUAAUCCUGCAGCAGAUGCGAAAGGUUAAUUAAUGUUCCCACUACAACGACGAUGGCCACAUACCAUACACAUAGAUAAAACAUGUAUUUCACUUUUAAUUAAA
Molecule: messenger RNA, 887 nt
Organism: Drosophila obscura
Lineage: Eukaryota; Metazoa; Arthropoda; Insecta; Diptera; Drosophilidae
Gene: rdhB
Product: farnesol dehydrogenase
Exons: 5
Coding region: 73-816 (247 amino acids)
Source: RefSeq, a predicted model, not a curated record